Molecule: messenger RNA, 1938 nt
Organism: Dracunculus medinensis (Guinea worm)
Lineage: Eukaryota; Metazoa; Nematoda; Chromadorea; Rhabditida; Dracunculidae
Source: the annotation of a GenBank genome assembly
AUGAUUCUUAAAGCCUUAGAUAGUUUUGAUGUGUCACAUCAAAUUAUUGCAAAAUGCGCUCACAGUGGUAUUAUUGAUGAAUCUGCAAAAUCUCAAUUCAUUUUUGCAACAACAACAAAUAAGAUAAUGGUUCAUGAAUCUGAUACGUCGCUUAAUAUUAAUGAUAGGAUUCAAGCUUUAGUUAUCGCUCCCCUUGAUACUUCAUACGACGUUAUAAUUGUCGGAACUACAAGUUGCAUUUUAGCGUAUGAUUUCCAACGGAAUUCUAGUUUAUUUCAGCGUGAUAUUGUAGAUGGAAUAAAUUGCAUUAAGGUUGGGUCCUUCAGCUUGUAUGAUUCAAUAAUUAUGUGUGGCGGAAACUGUGCUAUCUGGGGCUUAGAUAAAGGUGGCAAUGAUCUCUUUUGGACCGUCACUGGUGACAAUGUUUUGUCACUAUGCUUUUGUGAUGUUGAUAAUGAUGGAAUAAAUGAGCUUAUUGUUGGAUCUGAAGACUUUGACAUUCGGAUAUUUAAAAGUGAUUUACUAUUAUAUGAAUUAAACGAAACUGAUGCAGUAAUUUAUCUUCAAGACCUAAAACAUGAGCGAUUUGCAUAUGCACUUGCCAAUGGCACGAUUGGAGUAUAUAAAGAGGAAACUCGCCUCUGGCGCAUUAAGAGUAAAAAUCAGUGUAUGGCUUUCACAGUGUUUCCAGAUUCUGAAUCACUGGUUUGUGCAUGGGUUUUUGGAAAGAUUGAUAUUCGCAAUGUUGAAAAUGGUGAUAUCACGGCGAAAGAGUCAUUUAAAGGCAAAGUCGCUAAUAUUUACACAGUCAAUAAUAAACUAGUAGUGGCCAUGCAAGAUGGAAACGUUCGUACUUUUGAAAUGGCUGAUUCUGAAAUUGGUGUCAUAGCUGACCAAACUAUUCUUCAUGAACUGGGGCUGAAGAAAAACAGUUUAUUGAUUGAAUUAAGUAAUUAUGAACAAUGCCAUAAUGAUCAAAAUGAUCUGGAAAGCAAAGAAACAACUGUGGAAAUUGAAAAAAGGAUUCCAGCCAAUACACAUCUUGAAACAUACCUUACAGUUAACUGGGAUCUAGUUCCACCAUCAGUUGAAUUGCAAAUAAGCUUAUCUAAUGAAGCGAUUGUCCGAGCUGUUAUUAUUUUCGCUGAAGGUAUAUUUGGUGGCGAAUCUUUCACUGUCACACAGCUGCACAUUUUUGAAUUAACUCGGACUCUACCCCGAUUCGCAAUGUUUGCUGUAUGUGUGGAAGACGCUCCUGAGCCUGAAGGCAUAGCUGAGUUUAUUAUCAAUGAAAAACCUAUCAGGUUAGCUUCAUGGAUUAACGAAAAUUUUCUUUUGCAUGAUGAAAUUACAAGUGAUCCUGAUUCGGCAUUGGCAGUAAAAUUCUAUAGUUUACGAACAAAAGAAUUGCUUUUUAUUACAAUGGAUUGUUCAGGGAAGGUUGUGAUUCGUAAUAAUGAUAUGGAACUAGUUGGCAAUGUGGUUCAAUCAAUCGCUGAAUAUUUUUCUUUAGAAGCGUUAUCUACUAAGGCCAAUUUCCCAUUUGAAAUGAAAAAUAUACUUGAAAUUUGUGAAAAAUUCCGUGAAGCUCAGUUAAUUCGAGAUCGUUUAAAUGCUGAUGUGGCAGAAAAAACUGGUUUCAUCAAAGAAAUGAUUGUACGUGCAGAAGAUGCUCGGAUUAUUGGUCAAAAAGGAAUGAUGAAACGAUAUUACAUUCGCCUAAAUAUGUUAGAGGAAGAAGUAAUCUCUGGGCAUCGUAUUAGAUGCAAUAAUUAUAAUGAAUUGCUCAAAACUCUUCGUGAUUUGAAUAAAUUUAUUGAAAAAGCUGCUCGAUUACGAGCAGGUGCACCAGCUAGUCGAGUGGUAGCAGCUCUUCGAAAUGCAAUUGCUCACGAAAAUUUUGAUAUGAUGCAUAAGAUAAUUUUUUAUGGAGUAUAA